This is a messenger RNA of Penaeus chinensis, 546 nucleotides long. RefSeq names its product protein diaphanous homolog 1-like. The record is from RefSeq and is a predicted model, not a curated record. The coding region runs from base 1 to 546 and encodes 181 amino acids. The transcript has 2 exons. NCBI's taxonomy places the organism in Eukaryota, Metazoa, Arthropoda, Malacostraca, Decapoda, Penaeidae.
AUGCAGAGGGUAAAGGCUGAGAGGAAGGGCAAGCCUCCGCCCGCCUUCAACCGCCACAGCCCGCUUCACCCUCCUCCGCCUGCCUUACCAGCCUCCGCCCGCCUCCGCCCGCCUCCGCCCACCUCCGCCUGCCUUACCAGCCUCCGCCCACCUCCGCCCGCCUCCGCCUGCCUUACCAGCCUCCGCCCGCCUCCGCCCGCCUCCGCCCACCUCCGCCUGCCUUACCAGCCUCCGCCCACCUCCGCCCGCCUCCGCCUGCCUUACCAGCCUCCGCCCACCUCCGCCCACCUCCGCCUGCCUUACCAGCCUCCGCCCACCUCCGCCCGCCUCCGCCCUCCCCCGCCCGCCGUCCGUUAUCAUUCCGAAGCCCUCGUUGCAAGCGAGCGAGACCGCAUCAUUGUGAUGAACCUCGUGAUCACUUGCAUUUUCACCUGCAAGGUUCGAACACGAAGACUAAUGCGGGGAUCCAGUGCAAAGAGGGUUUGCAAAGCUCCUUGUUGCGCCACUCUGCAAGCCCUUUUAUUACCUUUAUGGGUUGCAAUUUAA